AUGGCACCUAGUCGCACAGGAGAAUCAGCGUAUUCUCGAGAUCAAUGGCGGGCUAUACACCCGAUAUUUCACAACAUAUACAUCGACCAAGGCUACAGCUUGGAGAAGACUUUAAUGGCAUUGGAGUUGAUCUACCAUUUCAAAGCAACCGAAGACGCAUUCAGAAACCAAAUAAAGAGGAAUUGGCGGGAUUGUGCAAAGAACAACAGAGUAGCCCGUGGAAAUCGAACAAGACCAAGUAGCAUUGCGGCAAUAUUUCCUGACUUACCAGACUACAUAGCUGGCUUAGUUGCUGGUACGGUUCCUCGGUCACUUUCCUUUCAAUGCUUCCAACAUCAUUUUCAGGUGCUUCAUUCACUUGACAAGUACAUUAAAGGCUUCUUUGACACCUAUCCUUCACGACUUGCGCAGCAGAACAAUGGCACCAUCCAAGAUGCAAACGUUGCUGAGAAGGAAGAACGUGAACAGAAACCAGCCAUUGCUGGCAGAUGGUGCCGUGCUUUGAGCCUUUGCCGAGAGAUCUCAAUACUGCCUCAGAAGAAAAAGGAUUUCAUAUUUUCAAGCAACCUAGUCAAGGACAAGUUGGAUAAAAAGGCCUUGAAGCAAAAAGGCGUGCAGGAAAUGCAGGAAAUCAUCACCAAUAUCCUCAAAGAAAACGUCUUCACCCGAGUGGAGGUGAAUGAGAAGGAAUCAACCCCCAAGGACCUACCUGCGCUAUGGAACGUUUGUCGCCUCUUACGUGGGGUUUCAUUCCAACUCGGCUACCCCGAAGAUUCUCAGGCUUUGUUGAUGAGGCUAUUUUUUGACGAGCUAAGAGAGGCUUUCACUCGCAUAACUCAAGGUUCCAAUACCGAGAUGGGCCGCGCUCUUGAACUUAUCCAGGACAUCCCGCUGAGGGAUCUCAAAGAUAUUGCAACUAUAAGCUGCCUCUGUUCAGCUAGAGCGCUAUCAAGUAGACUUCAGCCACAUGAUCCAGUUGUCCUAGAAGCCUGGGCAGACUACUACCAGCAUCAUGACAGAAGCAAGUUGAAGAAAGACGUGUUCCUUGUCCACUACAAGAGAGCUUACGAAGAAGCAAGGGCUCUUAAUGAAACUACAGGAAAUGGGUUGUAUGAUGAGAGAACACUACUUGUACUCAUCAACUAUAGCUAUGCCGCUCACUACAUCUGUCACGAAAAGACAUUGGCAGAGCAGCUUUCGUCAGAACUUUGGCAACAGACGGGUGCUUUGCUUGCUGGGAAAAAUCCACCACAGUGCUGGUCAGUAAAAGCCCAAGGAAUGGCCCAGGCAGCCAAGAUACAAGCCUUGCUUUGUUAUGCAGAGCUUGAAGAUAAGUUCAAAGGGUACAACGAUCUCAGAAAACAUAUACACAACUAUAAACUCGGUAACACACAAGCACGAGUGCAGUGUAUUGACGAGGUUUCCCAAGUCGGUGAAACAUGGCAUAUGAUAGUCUGUUUGCCUCCAUAUGAUUCGCAGGUCCAGCUUCAGUUCGGCAUACAACAAGUAGUUCAGAGGCUGGUCUUGAGUCCGGACUUAGGUUUUCAACUCUUGGCGAUAGAACUGCAAGACCUGUUCGCGACGCUGCUCAAGACCGAGACUACGACAAGGGCAAAGUUGAGGGUAGCCGCAACCAAGUUGUAUGCUAGCGAUGACCAAGACUGUCAAUUACUUGCCGCAGGACUUUACGAACAGCAUGCAUCCGUCAUAACCGCCUGUCGAAGAAAUGUAGAUAUUUUGCGCUACAUCUUCAGCAUCCUGUUCAAGAAAGCGAAAGUUCCACCAUUGACGGAGAUGGAAGGGUCUAAAUUGAAAAGGUACUUGGAUAAUCUCGGAUCAAGAAUGAGAGCCCAGGGGAAAGAAUGCCACCUGAAAGCAAAAACACUGAGAGAAUUGGUUGUUAAUUUUGAUAAAUUCGUGAAGACCUAA
This is a messenger RNA of Fusarium mangiferae, 1929 nucleotides long. RefSeq lists its product as uncharacterized. The transcript has 2 exons. The record is from RefSeq and is a predicted model, not a curated record. The coding region runs from base 1 to 1929 and encodes 642 amino acids. Lineage: Eukaryota; Fungi; Ascomycota; Sordariomycetes; Hypocreales; Nectriaceae.